Oryza sativa Japonica Group (Japanese rice) is the source of this 2113-nucleotide messenger RNA. RefSeq lists its product as uncharacterized. NCBI's taxonomy places the organism in Eukaryota, Viridiplantae, Streptophyta, Magnoliopsida, Poales, Poaceae. The record is from RefSeq and is a predicted model, not a curated record.
AUUUGUUGCCCAAAGAGCUCAUUUGUAGAAUAUAUCUUCUAAAGGGGCUAGAGUGUAAAAGUGGCACCCACGUGGCCGCGGCCCGCGUGCGAAUGUCAAAGGCCCGGCCGUGCCGCGCGCGCGGGGGGGCGCGAGCGGCAAAACGAAUAAGGUAAGGAGGCGCGCCAAAACCCACCGAUUGAUUCAAUUCGCGCGCACUCUCCCUCUUUGUUGCUAACUGCAUCCCGCGCAGAAAUCUAUGAAAUGAAGUGAAAUCCAUUCCUGAGCUGGAGUAGCCUAGAUCGCAUCUGCUUCUAGGAGAGAAAGAGGAGCAGAGAAGAGGGGAGAUCUGCAUCUGCCUGCCUUGACAUGGCGCCGCCGCCGCCCAGGAACACCUCUCCCCCCACCUCCGCCUCCAACAACAGCAGCAGCAGCAGCAGCAAGGCCAAGAAGAAGGCGGUCACCCCCGCCCAGGUCGCCUUCCUUGUCGAGCGCUACCUCGCCGACAACGGCUUCUCCGCCUCCCUCGCCGCCUUCCGAACCGACGCCGCCCACCUCUUCACCAAGGCCGCCCCCGUCCCCCCCAAGGGCCUCCUCCCCCUCUCCGACAUCCUCCACGACUACGUCGCCCUCAAGGAGGCCCGCCUCGCCGUCGACUCUGCAAUGCACGCAAUGCACAACCUCGUCUCGGCAUACUACCCCCAUCAUCCUCCUCCCCCCGCGCCGGCGCCCUCCUCACCCACGCAGUUCUUCGCCGCCUCAUCACCUCCAGCCGUCCCUGCUGGUGCUGGUGCUGUUGCUGGGUAUGCUUCGCCAAUCAUACGCUACACGCAGACAUCCUCCUCAGUUGUUGUCCACAACUCCAGCACAUCAGAGGCCAACGCCAUGUCCACACCAGCUCAGGCGCCAGCCGCAGCGCCUAUCUCGUUCCCUGCCAAGAAGAGGAAGGCGGCGACUACAAAGUCUGCUGCAAAGUCCAAGAAAACCUGCAUCGCGCCAACUAUCAGCUCGCAUCCAAAAGGUAAAACUGUGGCCUCUCAAUUGUCGCUUGAUAACUCAGAACGACAUUCAGCCAUGGCUAAGCUCCCUGUGCAAGGCUCAUCUGUUGCAAAAAGCUUAUUCAAUCCUCUCCAACCUCAAGUCCAUUCUUCUCCAUGCACACCUCAACAAAACAAUCCCAUCGUUGCUUAUCAAACAGAAAGGGCAUCAUCCUCCGUGGUUGCUAAUGCUCAUACCCAACAGGAGGUUGCUUCUUCUCAAUGCUCAAUGGUUUCUUCCAAGACUCUUAUCGUCAGUCCUCUCAAAGGUGCUGCAUAUUAUGCUGUUGAGAGAAGUUACCAUGUCAGCUCCCCCUUGAAACCAAGCUCCCACAAAUCAUCCAAAAGGGAGCAUGUCAAAGGGAAGCUGGAUUUUGGUACUUGUGAUGAUAGGCCAUGUUCAAAUGAAGCGAUUUGCGAAGAAGCCUCUACCUCCUCUGAUGUCGAGAAGCAAGAUGAUUUUGACAUCGACUUCACAAACCUAGACAUAUUUGAUGGCGAUUUUUCAUUCUCUGAGCUUCUAGUUGACCUUGAUCUUGACUCUGAAGGCGUUCAUUGCCUCAACCCUCCCACCAAUGCUGAAGUUCAAAGAUUGGAGGGUGUAGCAGAUCCUAUGAAGGCAAUGGCAGAAGAUCCCACGGAGGAUAUCAAUUCACAAGGAGCAGCAUCAGCAGUCACUUGUGUUAGAGCUAUAACUAAGAGGAUAAAGAUUGUUAGCCCUGUGAAGGGUCGUGCAGCCGCAGCUCCUUAGUUGAUUGAGCACAUGACAAUUGACAUAGGAUACGAGGAGGAUUCAGCAUACAUAACCGAAAGCAAAGGGAUCGAUGCGACGCUUCUAACUGACAUGAUCCAUAUAUCUAGAUGGCCAACCCAAGAUGAUGAUAUUUUUUUUGUUUUUUGAUUGUAGUGUAUUCUGCUACAUUUUAUCUAUAUGUUGCUUUGGACGGCAAGCAUGUAUCUUGAGUAGUUUUUAAUUCGCUAUGUUCAUCUUUUUAAAAAAAAAUUCUCACAUCACUUGCUAGCUAGAAAUGCCGUGGUGAUGCGGUGACUGGUGUAUAAUUACUGGUUAAUUCAUUCUGUGUUGUUAUUUUUGCUUU